Messenger RNA from Daphnia pulex (common water flea), 6682 nucleotides. RefSeq lists its product as uncharacterized. Bases 686 to 6682 code for a protein of 1998 amino acids. Lineage: Eukaryota; Metazoa; Arthropoda; Branchiopoda; Diplostraca; Daphniidae. Gene Ontology annotation, molecular function: DNA helicase activity. The transcript has 3 exons. Gene Ontology annotation, biological process: DNA repair; telomere maintenance. The record is from RefSeq and is a predicted model, not a curated record.
CUGUAGUGUUCCGUCGAAGUUACUCCGUUUCUCGCUUCCAGCCAACGACCGGCAUCAGGACUUUAAUUGUCAGCCUGUAAUGCAUCGAAUUUGUGACCAGAUCUUCAAGUCGCCAUUCACUUCCGCUCCGGGAUGUCUUCCAGCUUACUUCUAACUUCCUACGGCAUCAGGACACUCAUUGCUCAAGUAAAGUACUUUCCGAAUUCCAACAAUUUAAAGUCCGUAGCAUGUUUUUAUUAGCCUGCUAAAGACUUAUUAGUUGUGGUGUCCGACGGUUUUCAGCCAAUUUGUGCUGGUCUUGGUAUAGAGGUUAGCAUUUUGGCUUUUAACAGUCACAAUUGCGAUAAAAAUCCCGAUCAAGUCAGCAUCAAGUUGAGCGCAAAUGAAAAUAAUUGCAUAAUUGUUGACAUUUUUGGGGGUCAGUCAUUGUAAAACGAACAGUCGACAACCGGAGAGGAGCUAACCUGCGAUGCGUAUUUGUUUAUCAGAUGUGAACCUUAACCGGGCUGUACCACUGGGAUAUUGAGCACCGGUUGUGUCGACGGCUUACGUUCGAAUUUGUGUUUAAUUUUAAGCUUUUUGAAAUUUUUGCGGUGUAAAGCCCUCCAAAAGCCCUCCAAAAAGCCCUCCACUGAUAGAAGCGAAUUUUUUUUGAUAAAUUAGGGGUUAUUUUGCUGAGUUGAAAAUGCCACCGCGUCGCGAAUUAACUCGAGAGGAAAAAGAUGAGAAGAAUAGGAAGGCUAGGGAAAAAAGAAGUAACGAAGACCCGGAGGCAAAGGAAGUGCGAUUGGCGGCUAAUAGGGAAAGGGCCAAGAUCGCUCGUGAAGAGAAGCGACGUCGGCUCAAUCCCGAAGAAGUUCAGGUUGCAAAAAAUUUGAAUGCGAAAAAGGCUAGGGAAGAGCGUCAGGCAGAGGCACCUGACGAGAGAGCGUUGAGGCAGAGGUUAGAUGCUGAGCGGAAGAGAGUCGCCCGUGCUAACGAGACUCAGGUUGACCAUGAAGCUAGACUGCAUGAUCAGCGAAUCCGUCAGCAACUCCUUCGACAGGAACAAGCGGAAGAAGAAAAUCGUGCUCGACUGUUAGCCGAGGCGGAGCGGCAAGCAGUUUUUCGUCAAGAAGAAGAAAAUCGUGCGCGACUGUUAGCCGAGGCGGAGCGGCAAGCAGUUCUUCGUCAAGAAGAAGAAAAUCGUGCGCGACUGUUAGCCGAGGCGGAGCGGCAAGCAGAUCUUCGUCAAGAUGAACAAAUUCGAGCUCGAUUGCAAGCCGAGGCAGAGCGGCAAGCUGCUCUUCGUCAACAAGAAGCAGCAAUUAUUCUACGAGCGAUGAAUCAGAGACCUGCAUGUGAUCGCCCAAGAGUUGUUCUUGCUAAUGAUGCUGUGGCAGAGCGUCCAGCAAGACAACAACAUCAGGCAAGAAAGAGAGCUGCUGACGACACCGAAACUGCUGAAGAACAACGAGCUAGGUUGCAAGCCCAGGCAUUGCGGAAGAAAUAUCUGCGGAGAGAUGAAUCGGAAGCAGAGAGAUCAGCAAGACUUCAAGAUCAGGCAUUGAGGCAAAAAUCUCUGCGGAACGAGGAGUCUGAAGCAGAGAAAUCUUCUAGACUUUGUGAACAGGCUUUGCGGCAACAUUCUCUGCGGAAAGAGGAAUCUGAGGAAGAAAAAUGGGCAAGACAGCGAGCGCAGGCAGUACGGCAAAAAAAUUUGCGAAAUAAGGAGCUAGAAGUAGAAAAGCAGGCACGACUUCAAGAUAAGUUAUUACGUCAAAAUGCUGUUCGCGACAAAGAAACUGAAGAAACUACUUUGGCUCGACUUUGCGAUCAGUCGUUACGCCAAGAAGCUGUACGUGGCAGAGAAACAGGAGAAGAAAGAUUGGAGCGCGCUAUCGCUGAUAGAUUCCUUCAUCAAGUAAAUCUCUUCGAAGAAACUGAGGAAGAUACCGCAGAACGACGUGAGCAGCACACGGAAGUCAUGACUGAUUAUAGAGCGACUGAAAAUGAGGAAGAAACAGCUGAUAGGCGUGAAGAGGAUAGGUUGCGAACAGAGCUACAGCGAGAACAUCAAUUUGAAAGAGAGCGAGAAGAGGAAGAACUGCGAGCAAGAAAUGCGCUUCAACACGCCGAAAUUGUUCCCGUUGAAACCGCAGACCACGAAGCUUUUCUUCGUGAGAUGCACCUUGAUCGCAACCGUGCUGGAAAUCGGCGAACGCAUCGGAUAGCUUGCAAAGACAUUGUUGUAGAGGAUCGGGUUCAUUUGCUUGACAUUGGAGAUUUGACCAAGAUUUGUGCUGAGUGUGACGCCAAACACUUUGAAAAAGAGAUGCCAAAAGAUCAAAAGUUCCAGCGAUGCUGCGGAAAGGGAAAAGUGAUUAUUCCACCACCAAAGCCAUGUCCGCAACCCUUGGCCAGUCUCUUGCAAAAUCAGCAUCCAAAGUCCAAGCAAUUCAUGAAGCAAAUUCGAAACUACAACAGUGCUCACGCUUUUGCUUCGCUUGGAGCAAACCAAUCUCCACCACCAAACCGAGGUCCCUACUGCUAUCGAAUUCAUGGCCAGAUUUACCAUCAAAUCACUCCGCUUGGUCCAACACCAAAUCCCAGAUAUGCAGAUCUGUAUUUUUUGGACUCGGCGCAGGCCACUGAUUAUAGGGCAAAUAUCCAGGCAAUGUCGGGUUGUUGUAGAAUAUUGAUGGAAGAAUUGGACGCUAUGCUUCGAGAGAAGAAUCCGUACGCCUUGGUUUACAAGAUGAUGCGCCAAGUUCUUGAAGAAGAAUACGUUCAACGCCAGGCCGCAAAUCUUCCUCACUACACUGUCGGCAUGAUCAUCACUUGUGAUAGAAGAAAUGUCGACCAGCGGCGCUACAACUGCCCGACGGCCCACGAGAUAGCAGUAGUAUUCAAAAGCUCUGAUGGAGCUCCGCCAUCCAACAGAGAUAUUCGUGGCCAUCUCUAUAUUCCCGUCAGAGGCCGACGUUUCAUCCAGAUUAACACACAGAAGCCCAUGUGUGAUCCGAUGUGUUAUCCUCUGCUAUUCCCCAACGGUGAAGAUGGUUGGCAUACUCACAUGAAUUAUAACACCACCAGUCGGAGGGAAAGAGAUGAAGCAGCAGCAAUGGCAAUGAUUGUUGAUGAGGAUGAAGAGGAGCAGAUUGAUCCCCUGUGGCCCAACCCCAGAGUUUUAAUUCGUGAAGAAGUCGCCGCAGCAGAUGGCAAUGCUGAGAUUGAAAAUGAGCGAAUUGUAGAACCGGAACCAGCCGAAGCAGACGAGAACGAUGAUCAACAAUCAAACAGGAACAGAGGCCCACGCUCAAGAGUGACGCAAGCCGAGUUCUACAGUUCAAUCAUGUCAAUCCGCGGUGAUUUCAAUAUCGUUUUGUCCGGGGGUGCCCUCACUCAGCAAUAUUUUGUCGAUUCUUACGUCAAGACCGAGGGGAAUCGCAUAGAUUGGCUCAGAAAACACCAGACAGAGCUGCAUGUUGAGCGCUACUGCGGUCUGAUGGAUUACAUCAACAAUCGAGCGGAAAGAGAAAAUGUGGAAGUUGGCACUAUCUACAUUCUCCCUUCGUCCUUCAUUGGCAGUCCUCGAGCCAUGAAGCAAAAUUAUCAAGACGCGAUGGCAAUUGUUGCCAAAUUUGGGAAACCAACUUUUUUUUUAACGUUUACUUGCAAUCCCAAGUGGAGAGAAAUUACGGCAAAUAUUGCGAACUAUCAGACAGCUUCUGAUCGUCCCGAUAUGGUCGCACGAGUCUUCCACUUGAAGAAAAAAGAGUUGGUCGACGACAUCGAGAAAAAGCAAGUUUUGGGUUUCGCCACAGCUCAUAUCGAAGUCAUCGAAUUUCAAAAACGCGGUCUUCCUCAUUGCCACAUGCUGAUCUGGAUCGAUAAGAGAGAUGCCCCUUUAUCACCAGAAGAUAUGGACAAGACCAUUUGUGCGGAAAUUCCCGACAAGUCUCUCCAUCCAAGACUCUACGCCGCUGUUAUGGCUCACAUGAUCCACGGCCCGUGUGGAGCCAUCAACAAAAAGUCUCCUUGCAUGGAUGUUGAAGGGUGCACCAAAAAGUUUCCGAAAGAUUUCAUCGCAGGAACCAUCAUCAACGACAACGGCUAUCCGACUUAUAGAAGAAGAGACACUGGAGUUAAACAUCCGUUGAAAAGAGGGAAUGUCGUCUAUGAAGUAGACAACAGAUGGGUUGUGCCUUAUAACCCUUGGUUGCUGCUGAAAUAUGACUGUCACAUAAACCUCGAAUCCUGCGCUUCACUCACCAGUGUCAAAUACAUCUUUAAGUACGUGUACAAAGGCCAUGACAGCGGAAACAUUGAGACAAAAAAGGGAACGCAUCAGCAAGUUGAAGGUGAAGAUGAGCCGACAUUCGUGUGGGACGAAAUCACUACUUUUUUGGACACGCGUUACGUCAGCGCACCAGAAGCCGCCUGGAGAAUCAAUAAGUUUCCCCUCAGCAAUCGUUCCCAUGUCAUCUUUCGACUUGCCGUACAUCUUCCAUUGGAACAGUCCGUCUUUUUUCACCCGGGGAACGAGGAACAAGCAGUCGCCAACGCCGCUUUGAAAGAAACGACUUUAACUGCUUUUUUCAUCUUGAACCGGGAUAAUGAAGAAGCGAGGCAGUAUUUUUACAGAGAGAUUGUCAACCAUUUUGCUUUCGUCAAGGUUGGUGGCCGUAAUUUCUGGAAGCGACGAGUUCAAAAUCUCAAAAUCAUUGGCCGAUUGUACACGGUGAGUGUCCGUCAAAUUGAGCGAUUCUGCCUGCGCUUGCUCCUCAUUAACGUCAAAGGACCGACCAGUUUUGAAAAUCUUCGAACAGUCAACGGUGUAAUUUUACCGACGUUUAAAGCAGCCGCCGCUGCCUUAAAUUUGUUGGAAGAUGACAGCGUUUGGGAGAGGACACUGGACGAUGCGGCCGCCUUUGAAAUGCCAGAACGAUUGCGACAGCUUUUUGUUGACAUUUGUCUGUUUUGCAAUCCUACGGAUGCUCUUUAUCUCUUUGAGCGAUCUUUGCCUCAGCUAAUGGAAGAUUUUAUUCGUAAUGGUCACGACGCCGAAAUAGCAAAAAACUUGACUUUGAAAUUUAUUCAAGACAAGCUACUUCUCAACAAUCAAACGAUGGAAAAUCUCUCAUUGCCUGUUCCUGAUUUUCAGCUUAUUCAUCGUCUUAUCGCGGCUCAACUCGAAGAAAAUGCUGAAAUUACUAUGAGAGAGAAGAGAAGAUUGGGUGAAUUGAUGGUUAGUCAGUUGAACGAAGGUCAACGGGCUGCCUUCGAUCAAGUCAUGGCUGCCGUCAACGAUACUGAAAAUGCAAUUCCGCAUCAGUAUUUCUUGGAUGGCCCUGGAGGAACGGGGAAGACGUUCCUGUACAACACUCUCAUCACCGUACUGCAGGGACAAGGGAAAACAGUGAUCGCCGUUGCGUCUACCGGCAUCGCUUCUACGUUGUUGAUUGACGGCACAACGUAUCAUUCCCAAUUCAAGAUUUACCCUCCAAUUACUGAAGCGACCAGAUCAAAAAUCGAAGAUGGUAGCUUCCUCGCCCAUUUGAUCAGAAGUGCAGUUCUCAUCAUUUCUGACGAAGCCACCAUGAAGACAAAUCACGCCCUUAGUGCUUUCAAUUUCCUGUUCCAAAAGUUGCACAAGAACAAUCUUCCUCACGGUGGUAAAGUGCUCCUUCUUGGUGGCGAUUUUCGUCAGUGUUUACCGGUCGUCCGACACGGAAACAGGGUGACAGUGCUGGAAGUCACUAUCCGAAACAAUGACACUUGGCCUCAGUUUCGACAACUUCGUCUGACUCAAAAUAUGCGUACCGUGGCCGGCAGUCAAGACUACGCCGAUUGGCUCAUUCAGCUUGGAAACGGAACUCUACCGACGCAUCCAAAAUUGAACAUCCCCGAUAUGAUUGAAAUUCCUAAAGAAUUUUUCAAUUAUAACCGGAGUUUAGUCGAGCACGUCUUUGGUGAUCCUGCUCAACUGUUAGAUCCCGUCGUAUCUCAACAAAUAUGCAGUCGCGCUAUUCUUUGUCCGAAAAACGGCGAUUGCUUACGAAUCAACAAUCAGAUCAUCAAAGACAUGCCCGGUACGCUUCAUGAGUACAGAAGCAUCGAUACCAUCGACUCUGACGACCCUGAAGAAAUUUCAAAUUACCCAACCGAAGUUCUCAACUCCUUUGACGUCUCCGGAAUUCCCACCCAUUUGCUGAAAAUGAAAGUGGGAGCCGUCAUCAUUCUUCUGAAGAAUAUCGAUUCGCGUCAGGGACUUUGCAAUGGGACCCGGCUCAUCAUCAGGGCGCUUAGAGAAAAUCUGAUCGUUGCAGAAAUUGCUGCUGGAAAAAACAAGGGGCACAUCGUCUACAUCCCGCGGAUGAUGAUGUCCCCAACUGAUUCGGAUCUUCCAGUCAUCCUCAAGAGGCUCCAGUUUCCCGUUUUGUUGGCGUUUGCGAUGACCAUCACAAAGUCACAGGGCCAAACGUUUGAUCGGGUCGGAAUAUUACUUCCAGAACCCGUCUUCAGUCAUGGCCAGCUGUAUGUGGCCUUCUCCAGAGCUACAUCGAAAGACGGAGUCCGAGUCGAGAUUGCUGAGUCUGGGAAGCAAGGCAAGCUUCUCAAAAAUCAUCCGACAGCCACCGAAGAAGAAAAGAAAAAGGUGUUUACUUUAAAUGUUGUCUUUAAAGAAGUUUUAUUGUAA